Pelagomonas calceolata is the source of this 2490-nucleotide messenger RNA. NCBI's taxonomy places the organism in Eukaryota, Pelagophyceae, Pelagomonadales, Pelagomonadaceae. The record is from the annotation of a GenBank genome assembly.
AUCGCCGUCUUUUGGUGCGUCUAACAGAGCCGCUACGCAAAACCGGACGCAAUCGCUCGUCGCACCGUCUUACUGACAACCCAUCGCUGCUCGGUGGCUCGAAUCGCUGCACGCCGGCGGCCGCACGGCACCCAAACAAGGCAGCAGCCAGCUUACGAGCAAGCGGUGCCUCGCCGGCCGCGCGCGCACUCCAGCUUACGAGCAAACGUGCCUCGCCGGCCGCGCGCGCACCGCACACACACAAAGGCUCGCGCGCCGCACGAAACGCAAGCAGCUCACCCCUCGCAACCGUAGGUACCGCUUGACUCGCGCACAGACGCGGUCGAGUGCCUCGUCGAGGCUCAAAGGUCUUUUAAGGCGACACAAAGAUGGCGGAAGAAGAAGCCCCCAAGGCCUGGUCCUUCGCGGACCAGAACAAGGACGAGCAGGCCGUCGCGCUCGCCGCGCUGGUCCUCGACCAGUGCGGCGAGGGCGACGACAAGUUCGCGCCCGAGAAGUUCGAGGCCGUGCUGAAGGCCGCGGGCCUCUCGGUCGCGCCGCACUGGGUGUCGGUGUUCUCGAAGGCGGCGACGCUCGCCGGCGACCUCGACUGCAUGUGCGGCGCGCCGGGAUCGGGCGGCGGCGGCGGCGGCGGCGGCGGCGGUGGCGGCGGCGGGGCCGCGGCGGCCGAGGAGGAGAAGAAGGAAGAGGAGGAGGAGGAAGAGGUCGACAUGGGCGGCGGCAUGGACAUGUUCGGCGACGGCGGCGGCGGCGACGAUUAUCGCGUUCUUUCUCUCAAACCGCGCGCUACAAACGCAUACACAUAUCAGUCUCACGCGAGCUCACAGAGCGGCGCUCGGGCGUCGUCGUGCAUGCGCUUCCACGCCGCGGGGAGCCAGGUGUGCAGGCGCCACGGCGCGAGGGGCCGAGCCCGGAGGUGUUGCUCGGCGUCGAUGCCCAGCUCCGCGUGCGCGAGCAGCUGGUUGAGUUCGUUGUGCGACGGCAGGUUCACUCCCAGGUCGUUGUUUUGGCUGCCGAAUUUUGGGAGAGCUUCUCCUUCGCGGCCUCGCCUCAACGGCGAGGGGGGGGUCACGCAGCCGGUGCGUGACCCGACGUUUCCUGGGCCCCGCGACCCGCUCGGGGUGCGACGAGCCUUCCCGGCGGCCGACGCCACUAGGACGCGAGCGCCGCCGGCCGCGCGCCUCGCGGUCGCCGCGGCGAGCGAGCGCGACCCCCGUACUCGUGCACCGGGAGCUCAACGCCGCCGCCGCGGAGACGCCUGCGUGCGGGUCGCGCCCCGCGACGAUCGAGCACUGGCCACCAAUCAAGCUGCCCGAGCACAACAAGCACUUACAGCGCACCAUCGAUCGUCAUACUGCACGGAACCAUCCCCCAUCGAUCGAAGCUUGAACAGAAACCAGCCAUAGGCUGCCCGCGAAGCCGCAGGCAUGGUCAGUUCCUUCCUGCUGAAAAAGGGCGGCUCGGUGGUCGGCCUGCGUAGGAAUUGGAAGCGACGCUGGUUCCUGCUCGAGAACGACACGUGCGAGCUCCACUACUACGCGGACCCCUCUUUGAUGGAUCAGAAGGGCACCGUGCGGCUCUCCGCGAAAUCGUCGGUGCGCGUGCCCGAGACAGUGAGCAUGCGCGGCCGCCACCGGCCGAAGCCGGGCGAGGCGACGCACUAUUUUGAACUCUGGGACGUCCAAGAUGCUCAUGGUAGAUCAAGGAAAACUUUCAAGGUCCGAGCGGAGUCUCCUAGAGAUUUUGCCAACUGGCUCGAAGCUUUGGAUGCGUGCCUCCGCCGGUUGCGGGGCGACGCGGAGGCCAUGUCGCGGUCCUCGAACGAGGCCUGGGCCGCGCCUCACACUCCACGCAGUUCAGGCGGGAGGCAGGAGAGCGUGUCUUCAAUGAUGAUGAUGACUACCCCCGCGGUGCGCGUCGAUGGCGUCGCAGCGGACGCGGCCUUCUGUAAGGGCAGCAUCACCACCGAUGCCCGCCACAUUGCCGUUAGCGCCCCAUCCGGCGACCGUGGAAACACCUAGAUCAGAAACUCAUGACAUCGACGCCAUCCUGAGCCACAGCGAAACCUCAAAACGCGAGAAGAUCAUGGCCAUCAACCGACUCGCGAUUCCCGGUCCGCUGAAGAUGGCCGGAAUCCGCGGCGACCAACGGUGUAAAAGCUCUGGCGCCGCGCCGCCUCCAGCGCCGUCCGACCCGUCUCUGCCAAAGAAGCGGGACGAUUUGCGCGGGCUCAUCGCGUCGACAGACGCCUGCGCGCUGGAAGCGGCCGUCGACGCCGUGAUCGGCGCGGGCGCCGACUACGACGACGAUUUACUGAUAGCAGCACGUACUAGAGUACUUCGCCGUGAAGACGGACGACGCGCGCGCGGAGCUGGAAAAGGCCCUGGCGGCCUGCAGCGACGACGCGUCGGCUCUAGGCGACGCGACCGCUAUGAUCGCCGGCGGCCUCGAUCCGGAGGAGCCGCCGUGGCGUCCUGCCGGAGGCGCCUU